This is a messenger RNA of Rhizopus microsporus ATCC 52813, 796 nucleotides long. RefSeq lists its product as uncharacterized. The transcript is spliced from 4 exons. Gene Ontology annotation, biological process: regulation of transcription by RNA polymerase II. The coding region runs from base 37 to 612 and encodes 191 amino acids. The record is from RefSeq and is a predicted model, not a curated record. Lineage: Eukaryota; Fungi; Mucoromycota; Mucoromycetes; Mucorales; Rhizopodaceae. Gene Ontology annotation, molecular function: RNA polymerase II cis-regulatory region sequence-specific DNA binding; DNA-binding transcription factor activity, RNA polymerase II-specific; protein dimerization activity.
UUUCUUUCUCUUCUUUUAUUUAUUCCCCCCUUUUUAAUGCAGGCAUAUAAUGAUAAACAGAACAAUCCACUCUUUUCAGAGUUGGAACAGCAACGACUGCACAUGUUUUUUGAUGAUGUCAACCAGGAACCUGUCUGUUCACAGACAAAAAACACAUCAAAAACACAUACCCCAGGAGGUAUUCAGAUAAAUACACUCAUUAUUCCUGAACCCACAAAAUCAUCAUCAAAAACUGCUGCAAGGAAGCAUCCAAAAAGAAUGCAACCUUAUUCUCCGCCCCUGCUCUCUUCGUCAUCAUCAAGUACUUGUACCAACCAGAGUGAUGACCGUUCAAAGCAAAGGAAAGCAAAGAGACCAACAAAGCAACCUCAUGAGCUAUUGACAGAAGAACAAAAGAGAGCUAAUCAUAUUGCUUCAGAACAAAAGAGAAGAGCCAACAUUCGUAUCGGAUUUGAACAAUUAGUUGAUAUUGUGCCUACUUUAAGUGAUGGACACAAAAGUGAAGCGAUGAUAUUACAGAAAUCUGUAGAAUAUUUGAGGCAUCUAGUUGAAGUCAAGACAAAUCUAAAGGAAACAGCUCGACAACUUCAAUUGAAGCUAGGUGAAAUGUAAGAAAAAGAUUGACUACAAUUUAACCUUAUUAACCCUGAUUGAUGUCAUAGACCAGACGACGAUGUAACAAAAACAUUUAAACUUGACUAUUUUAGUAGCUAAUGUUUUUUUAUAUUAGAGUUCAGAAGGAGAAAUAGACUAUUUUUAAUGUAAAAUGUUUAUAUACGAUCGGAGAGGAACACUU